UAGUUGCUCAACAGGAAAUAAAAAGUUUAACAUUAACAGUACAAUGUUGGUACAAUGUUCAAGUUUGAACUUUGAAGUUAAAAAUACGAAAACAAGAGACUAGAUUUAGAUAAUUUUUAUUUUUCUGUCAUAAAUAAGGUUGUGGUUAUGAUACAAAUAAAAAUUAAUAAUUUACUAUGAAUACGAUAAUUACUUAAAAAAUUUAUAACAUAAUGGAUUACGAAAGAGAGGAUGGAGAAAUGAGUGAUGGCAGUGACAUAGUUAUGGACGAGGAGGAAAAAAAAAUUGUGUCGGUCAGUCCGAAAGAUACACUGCUGUUCAAGGUUGAUAAAAUUGGGCCUACGGUUAAACAUCUUAGUGGUAUUGACGCUACAAAACUCGAAGAACGAGCUAAACGAUUUGGUUUAAAUUUGUCUGGAAAUAGAAAUGUUACACAAAAGCAAAUUGAUGAGUUGUAUACAAAUUUUGAAAUAGAAGGAAAUGAAAGACACUUUAGACUUGAUGCUCUACAUUUGACUGGUGUUGAUGGCCUCAAUACAAAGGAUAUAUUCGAAUAUUUAGAAGAUUUUAAACCAGUCUCUCUUGAAUGGGUGAAUGAUACAUCAUGUAAUAUUGUCUGUCAAGAUAACAUAGCAGCAGCACUGGCAAUGUUGCUCCAUACAAGAGAAAUCAAAGAUGAAGACUUAAUAGAAAUGCUACAGGACAGAUCCAAAUACCACUGGAGAGAAGGUAUGCCCCAUCCUAAAAAAGAUGUGAUUUUAAUAAGAUUUGCAACAAAUGCUGAUAAACAAAUGUCAAGAAAAAGAAGUGAACCAAAAAAUGCACAAACAGGUAUAGAUGAUAGUAUAGGGAAAAAUCCAUGGGGUGACCUGUGCAAAUCUUGGGGAGUUUAUGAUCAUCAAGAGAUAUUUCACCGUAGGUUAGCUGAAGAUAAUGAUGACAAUAAUAUCAAAUCUAGAAUCAUUUUAAAGCCACGUAACAAAAAGCUAGCAAUGCGGUUGGGAAAAAGAACUCUUAAAGCAGAUGUGUCUGAUGAUUCUGACAGUAACUCAGAUAUUGAAUGGAAUAAGAAGUCAAAAGCACCAAGGAUGCGGAUGAGAGCUGAUGAUGAAGAAAUCAAAUUGAAUAAAAAACCAAAUACAAAUAUAAACUAUUCAUCUUCAGACGAAGGACAAUUAGCACCGUUAUCUGUUGAAGUUAUUAAUUCUAAAAGUUCUUUUACUCCAAGAGAGCACAGAGUACUAUCAGAAAAAUUUAAAUAUAGUGGAAAUAGCGGUCACAGUAGGAUGCAAUCACGGCUUGGUGCAAAAAUAAUAGCUGAUGAAGAUCUGGAAUCCAGAGACAGUAGCUCAGAUGGUUCUGGUAAAAAUACAAUGAGCAGAGUCCACAAAAUUACCAGUAGUUGUAAUAAAAGCACUGCCAAUGUUUGGUCUAGACUUGCUAGCAAGACCGGUGAAUCAAGUAAUCAUAAUGAUUUAAGACAAAUUUUAAAGACCAGAAAACAUACGUCGGAGGAUUUGCGGAGACGGCUCAGUAAAAUCAGACCAAAUAUACACAUUGAAUUAGACAAUAAAUAUACAAGUGAUUAAAUCAAUUCAACCAUUUUA
Molecule: messenger RNA, 1607 nt
Organism: Leptidea sinapis
Lineage: Eukaryota; Metazoa; Arthropoda; Insecta; Lepidoptera; Pieridae
Product: nuclear cap-binding protein subunit 3-like
Exons: 4
Coding region: 213-1589 (458 amino acids)
Cellular component (GO): cytosol; nucleus
Molecular function (GO): RNA 7-methylguanosine cap binding; mRNA binding
Source: RefSeq, a predicted model, not a curated record